UCCAUCUUUCAUACGCAGAAUCAGAUUCUUCACUACUCAUAAAUAUUGAUGCAUCUCAUCACACUCUUUCACUAACACCUUCUCCUUCUCUUCGCUUCUCACAUCAGAGACUCUCAAUGGCAAAUGUGGUGGAACUCAAGGUUGGUUUACACUGUGACGACUGUAUCAAGAAAAUUCUUAAGGCCAUCAAGAAGAUUCAAGAUAUUGAGACAUAUAACGUGGAGAAACAGUCGAACAAGGUGAUUGUUACGGGAAAUGUUACAACGGAAGAAGUUAUUAAGGUUCUUCAUAAGAUUGGCAAGCAUGCAACCCCAUGGGAAGAAGCUCAAACCCAACCCAAUUGCUGAAUUCAACUUUUCUUUUCAUGAAGAAAAAAAUAUAUAAACUAUGGAGAUAAAUUAUAGUUCAUGAAGUCAACUUCUACCAUAUUUGUGGAGUUUGAAGAGCUAUAAUUAUUUUCCAUUUCAAUUUUGUAAUUCAUGACCUUUAUCUCAGAACAAAGGCAUCUUACAGAGAGACAUCAAAUGAAAUAAUUCAUAAUAAAAGCAAUUAUUCUAUUUA
Messenger RNA from Vigna radiata var. radiata (mung bean), 561 nucleotides. RefSeq names its product heavy metal-associated isoprenylated plant protein 19. Gene Ontology annotation, molecular function: metal ion binding. NCBI's taxonomy places the organism in Eukaryota, Viridiplantae, Streptophyta, Magnoliopsida, Fabales, Fabaceae. The coding region runs from base 117 to 347 and encodes 76 amino acids. The record is from RefSeq and is a predicted model, not a curated record. The transcript is spliced from 3 exons.